AUGGGACAACAUCUGCUCUCCCAACCCUUGCAGACAGACCAGCAGCAAACUGAGCCCUGCCACCGCCCCAAGCAACCGCAGCGGCGCAAACCCCGUGUUUUGUUCUCCCAAACUCAGGUGUCGGAAUUGGAGCGGCGAUUCAAGCAGCAGAAAUACCUCUCUGCUCUGGAAAGGGAACACCUGGCCAACGUGCUCCAGCUCACAUCCACCCAGGUGAAAAUCUGGUUCCAGAACCGGCGUUACAAAUGCAAGAGGCAGAGGCAGGAUAGAUCCCUGGAGAUGGCCACCUACCCACUGCCACCACGUAGGGUGGCUGUUCCGGUGCUGGUCAGAGAUGGCAAUCCUUGUUUUGGGGGAUCCCAACCCCACCUGGCUCCUUAUGGGGUCACCGUCGGCCCCUACUCCUAUAGCACCUACUAUGGUGCCUAUGGGGUGAGCUAUGGGGUGGGCUACACUGGGGUGCUCACACCGUGAGAUUGGGCUCAGCACCAGUUGGGAUGUGGCCCAGGAAAGGGAUGGGGGC
Molecule: messenger RNA, 523 nt
Organism: Centrocercus urophasianus (Greater sage-grouse)
Lineage: Eukaryota; Metazoa; Chordata; Aves; Galliformes; Phasianidae
Gene: NKX2-6
Product: NK2 homeobox 6
Exons: 2
Coding region: 1-474 (157 amino acids)
Biological process (GO): regulation of transcription by RNA polymerase II; cell differentiation
Cellular component (GO): nucleus
Molecular function (GO): DNA-binding transcription factor activity, RNA polymerase II-specific; RNA polymerase II cis-regulatory region sequence-specific DNA binding
Source: RefSeq, a predicted model, not a curated record